Messenger RNA from Exserohilum turcica Et28A, 1617 nucleotides. Its product is annotated as glycoside hydrolase family 43 protein. The record is from RefSeq and is a predicted model, not a curated record. Bases 1 to 1617 code for a protein of 538 amino acids. Gene Ontology annotation, biological process: carbohydrate metabolic process. NCBI's taxonomy places the organism in Eukaryota, Fungi, Ascomycota, Dothideomycetes, Pleosporales, Pleosporaceae. The transcript has 2 exons. Gene Ontology annotation, molecular function: hydrolase activity, hydrolyzing O-glycosyl compounds.
AUGGCGUCAGCAACAACAGGCACGUUUGCCAACCCGGUUCUUACAGGCUUCAAUCCAGACCCGUCCUUCAUCCGCGUAGGAAAAGACUACUUCUGCGUCACGUCGUCGUUUGAGUAUUUCCCGGGAGUGCCCAUCUAUCAUAGCAAAGACCUCAUCCAGUGGUCUCUGAUAGGCCAUGCCCUGACGCGCAAGUCGCAGCUUGACAUUAGAACCCCGGAGCCGGGAGGCGGUAUCUGGGCCACCACGAUCCGGUACCACGAUGGCACCUUCUACAUCAUCACGAGCUCGUUUGAUCGGUACCGGCCGCAGACAGAUGACCGUGUGUGGCCGCGGGGCUUCUAUGUGAAGACGAACAACAUCUGGAACGAUAGCAGCUGGUCAGACCCCGUCUACCUGGACCAAGUCGGAUUCGACUUUGACCUCUUCUGGGACGACAAUGGCCUGGUGUACUUAUCCUCGACUUAUCGCAAGGCCGUUCGCUCUGCAGACCCCAACAUGAGGGAUUUUGCCGUUCACAUAGCUACUGUGGACCUCAAGUCUGGUGCUUUGACUUCAGUCCCGAAAAUGAUUCGCGAGUCGACGUCGGGCAUUGCUGAAGGCUCGCAUCUCUUCAAGCGCAACGGCUACUACUACCUGUUUACUGCCGAAGGAGGCACCGAGUCGGGCCAUUGCGAAUAUGUGACACGCAGCCGAGAAAGCCCUCUUGGGCCGUGGGAACAAGCACCACACAACCCACUUUGGCGCAAUACAACCGACGACGACAUCCAAAACACCGGCCACUGCGAUGUUCUUGAAGAUUGCCAAGGCCAGUGGUGGGCCAUGUGUCUGGGAGUACGCCCAAGGAAGGAAGGCAGCGGAUGGCGGACUUCAGUCUUCGGCCGUGAGUCGAUGCUGCUUCCUGUUUGCUGGGAAAACGACUGGCCGAUUUUCAACCAAGGCAAACCAAUUGCAUUGAAGAUGGAGGCGCCAAACGCGUACAUGCUGGAGGACAGCAAACAGUGGAGGGAUGACUUUACAGGCAUCAACCUCGGGCUGGGUUGGUAUAGAAAGAAUACGCCGGUGAAACGUGACUUUUCAAUGACUGCACGCCCAGAUGAGCUCACGCUGUACGGUGGCCCAUAUACGCUGUCAAUGCCCACGUGUCCGACGCUCUUCCUACGGAAGCAAAAGCAUUGGCCUGUCGUAUGGGAAACCCAGCUAGACUUUGAGCCAAAUGUUGUAGGCGUUGAGGCUGGGACGGUCGUCUGGUGGAACUGCACUUGCUACGCCAGUAUAGGCAUUGCGCUUGUCGACCGCGAUGGCCAACUCCAACGCAUCAUGCGACUGACGACGCCAGACAUGCAAGUGAAAGAAGCGGUCAUCGCGAGGCAGGGCGCAAUAAAGCUGAUAGUCGAGAGUAGUGUUGAGUGCUAUCGUUUAGGGUACCGCGAGGUUGCCGUUGGGUCGCAAGAGACAAGUGGGGAUUGGAAAUGGCUGGGAGCGGUUGAUACCCAGAUCAUGACGCGAAGCCCCGAGGUUGGAGCGCCUUUUACAGGCAUGAUGAUGGGGCUAUACUCUUUUGGAGUCAUGCAACCUGUUCUGACGCCGGCGCACUUUGCCUAUGCCGAGUUUCGAUAG